Molecule: messenger RNA, 2090 nt
Organism: Lycium ferocissimum
Lineage: Eukaryota; Viridiplantae; Streptophyta; Magnoliopsida; Solanales; Solanaceae
Product: adenine/guanine permease AZG2
Exons: 1
Coding region: 225-1835 (536 amino acids)
Biological process (GO): transmembrane transport
Cellular component (GO): plasma membrane
Molecular function (GO): purine nucleobase transmembrane transporter activity
Source: RefSeq, a predicted model, not a curated record
UAUUACUUUUUGUUAUAUAAUGACCAUAUAAGUAUAGUAACAAAUCUGUCUGUCAGCCCCGCAUGACUUAAAAUUCUCACAUUAUUAUAAGACCAAGACUGAUGCAUCCUCAAAUUACUACAAUCCCACACUAAAUUACAAUUCUUUUCCUCUCUUCUCCUCCCUUAUAUUAUUCCUUUCCCCUUUACAUACAUUCAAAGAAACAAAACACAGAAAAAAAAAAUAUGGGGGGAGACCUCUGUGCAAGUGCAACUGGUUCUUUCACCAAAAUGGAGAAAAAGGUAAAUGAAGCAAUUUCAAAGAGCAGAAUUGGCAAAUUCUUCAAGUUGGAGGCUAGAAAAAGCUCUUUCACUAAAGAGUUUCGUGCUGGCACAGCCACGUUUCUUACCAUGGCUUAUAUAAUCACUGUCAACGCUAGCGUUUUAUCGGAUUCUGGUGGCACUUGUUCCAUUUCUGACUGCACUUUUCCGUCUAACCAAACACAUGCAACGCCAGACUGCAUGUUGAAAGCAAAUGAAGGUUAUGAUAAGUGUGUUUCUAAAAUGAGAAGUGAUCUUAUUGUGGCUACUGCUUUAGCUUCUAUGAUUGGUUCAUUUGCUAUGGGCUUAUUGGCAAAUCUUCCUUUGGGCUUGGCACCAGGUAUGGGCCCAAAUGCUUAUUUAGCUUAUAAUUUAGUGGGCUUUCAUGGGUCUGGUAAAAUGUCAUAUCAAACUGUUAUGGCAAUUUUUUUAGUUGAAGGUUGUGCUUUUCUUGCUAUAGCUGUUUUUGGGCUACGUGGGAGAAUAGCCAGGUUUAUACCUCAGCCUGUGAGGCUUGCUUGUGCUGCUGGGAUUGGGCUUUUUAUUGCAUUUGUGGGCUUACAAGCCCAUCAAGGUGUAGGCCUUGUUGGGCCUGAUUCAUCCACUUUGGUCACACUCACUGCUUGCUCAAAUACAAAUCCUUUGACAGGAGAAUGCAUUGGUGGGAAAAUGCAAAGCCCAACUUUUUGGUUAAGUUCAGUUGGGUUUAUAAUAAUGUGUUAUGGACUAAUGAAAGAGAUUAAAGGUAGCAUGAUAUAUGGUAUUCUAUUUGUGACAUUAAUUUCAUGGAUUAGGAAUACUUCUGUCACAAUUUUCCCUAACACACCAUCUGGUAAUUCAAGCUAUGAGUAUUUCAAGAAAGUGAUAGAUUUUCAUAAAAUUGAGUCCACAGCUGGAGCUUUAAGUUUUAGCCAUUUUAACAAUGGUGAAGUAUGGAUAGCUUUAUUAACAUUGCUAUACAUAGAUGUGUUAGCUACCACAGGUACAUUAUAUACAAUGGCUGAAAUUGGUGGAUUUGUUAAUGAAAAAGGAGAAUUUGAAGGUGAAUAUACCGCAUAUAUGGUUGAUGCAGGAUCAACAAUAGUUGCAUCAACUUUAGGAGUUUCACCUAUAGCCACAUUUAUAGAAUCAUCAGCAGGGAUAAAAGAAGGUGGACGAACGGGAAUAACAGCGAUAGUCGUUGGAUUUUAUUUUCUAUUGUCUUUGUUCUUUACACCUUUGAUUGCUAGUGUGCCACCAUGGGCUAUAGGUCCAUCUUUGGUAAUGGUUGGGGUGUUGAUGAUGAGAGUUGUUAAGGAUAUUGAUUGGAACAAUAUUAAGCAUGCAGUGCCUGCAUUUGUUACUAUGGUGUUAAUGCCUUUGACGUACUCAAUUUCCAAUGGUAUUAUUGGUGGAAUUGGGGUGUAUAUUGCUCUAAGUUUGUAUGAUAGCAUGGUGUUUUGGGUCAAGUGGUUGGGGAAAAUGAGAAAGAUGGUGGUGAAGGAGCACAAUCAGGUGUCAGCUACCAAUGCAGAUCAGAGUACUGAAAUUAUUUGAUAUUUUUGUCGAUGUAAUUUAGUAGUAGUUCAUUUGGGUUGGAAGUAGUUCUUUCUUUUUAAUUUCAUGCAGUGAUAGUAAAUGCACAAGCCACCGUGAUAGGCAAGGUGUGAUAGACGGACCUUUCAAGGGCGCUUGUGCAUCUUUGGUCUUUGUGGUAUUUAGCUCUCUUGUUAUAAAAAUGCCAAGUAUCAAGAUUUUGAUAAUUGUGCUUUGUGUUUUUUCUUAUCGAUAGUGAAGCGCCUAAUUGCCGUU